Messenger RNA from Naegleria fowleri, 837 nucleotides. RefSeq lists its product as uncharacterized. Bases 1 to 837 code for a protein of 278 amino acids. The record is from RefSeq and is a predicted model, not a curated record. Lineage: Eukaryota; Heterolobosea; Eutetramitea; Acrasida; Naegleriidae. Gene Ontology annotation, molecular function: hydrolase activity. The transcript has 4 exons.
AUGAAAAUUCAACUAUUAAGCGAUCUCCAUAUUGAACAUUUUGAUUCGUACGAUCUGUUUCAAAAUAAAUACAAGCAAUUAAUUGCAUGGAACCAAUUUAUGCGAGAAGGUAGCUAUUCUGAUUUCUUGAAAGAUGUUUCCGAAAAGUAUGCUCAUGUGAUCGUCGUUGCUGGAAAUCAUGAAUUUUACAACAAUGAAUAUUGGAGUUGUAAUGAACAAAUGAACAAGGUGUGCUCUCAGUUCAAUAAUGUCUACUUUUUGGAUCGAGGCAGUGUGGAGAUUACUUCCAACAGCGGAGAGAAGAUUUCGUUUUUAGGCUGUGCUUUGUGGUCUCAAGUUCCAGAUCAUGCAAAAUCCAUCGUUCAAAAUUCCAUGAAUGAUUAUCAUAUCAUCAAGAUAAAGGACAAUAACCAAAGUAACUUCCACAAUAUCACGAGAAAGCUUACCGUUGAUGAUACAAAUUGGUUUUUCAAUAGAGAUUACAAUUUUCUAAAAGAUGCCAUUGAACAAGAGAGAAACAAAAAUUCAACUCAACAACGCAAGAUAAUUGUCGUCACUCAUCAUGCACCCAUGACCACUGGAGUUUCUUCACCUUAUUAUGAACAAACUCAGAAUAGUGAAACUCGAUUGAUCAACACAGCGUUUGCCACUGAUUUACAUCAUUUAAUGGGCUCUCCAGUGGUAUUGUGGAUUUCAGGCCAUACACAUUAUUCUGCCAUUCAACAAUACAAUGGAACGCAUAUUGCUAGUAAUCAAUUGGGAUACAUUUCCUUUCAUAAUGAGGACAAUGACAAUAAUUAUCGAGAGGACUUGGUAUUUGACACCUUACAACAAUAA